Molecule: messenger RNA, 2822 nt
Organism: Humulus lupulus (European hop)
Lineage: Eukaryota; Viridiplantae; Streptophyta; Magnoliopsida; Rosales; Cannabaceae
Product: amine oxidase [copper-containing] zeta, peroxisomal-like
Exons: 12
Coding region: 344-2680 (778 amino acids)
Biological process (GO): amine metabolic process
Molecular function (GO): primary methylamine oxidase activity; quinone binding; copper ion binding
Source: RefSeq, a predicted model, not a curated record
ACAGCGGCCAUACCUACUUGUUUGUCCUUGUUUUUUCGGCCCACACUGCCCUUAAUUUCACAUUAAAAAAUCCAGAAAAAAAAAAUCCAGCCGUAGCCAUAGCCGCCAUAGCCAUAGCCAUAGCCAUAGUCAUCUACCUAUAUACUUCUCUUUUGUUUUACUAUGCUAUGUAGUGUCCGUUUGUCUCUCUCUAUAUAUUUUACUGGGCAAGAAGAAGAAGAAGAAGUGAAAGUGAUAUCAAGUGACUGUUGUUGUUGAUCUUCAAACUCGUUUAGCUGUAUGUCAGAGGUGUAUUUUACUACUACUUUGAUAAUUACUACGGUAAGUUUGCUAACCCUUUACAAUGGCCUCCUUAGCUCAGGGGAAAACGAAGCCUUGUUGCAUUGACACUUCCAAAUCUUCCAGUACUAAUUGGACUGUCACAGCCUCCGCUACCUCAUCCGCCGCCGCUGCUCCUUCUGAAGAUCUGAUCCGCAACACCCCAGCAUCCAUGGCUGCUCUUAUCCGCCCGAGCCCUGUAGUAGAUUCUAUCCCUGAUCAACCAACCAAGACUUCUUCCACCAAAGGCAUCCCAGUCAUGAUGAGGGCUCAAACCAGCCACCCUUUGGACCCUUUAUCUGCUGCUGAAAUUUCUGUGGCAGUAGCUACUGUCAGGGCAGCUGGAAAAACCCCUGAGGUGAGAGAUAGCAUGCGUUUUAUUGAGGUAGUUCUGGUGGAACCGGAUAAGCAUGUCGUUGCUUUGGCAGAUGCAUAUUUCUUCCCUCCUUUCCAGCCAUCAUUACUUCCCAGAACAAAAGGAGGACCUGUAAUUCCAAGCAAACUUCCUCCUAGGCAAGCUCGGCUUGUUGUUUAUAACAAAAGUUCCAAUGAAACAAGCAUAUGGAUAGUGGAACUAUCUGAAGUUCAUGCUGCAACUAGAGGUGGCCACCAUAGGGGAAAGGUCAUUUCUUCCAAGAUAGUUCCUGAUGUUCAGCCUCCCAUGGAUGCCGAAGAAUAUGCUGAAUGUGAAGCUGUUGUGAAAGACUAUCCUCCAUUUCGUGAAGCAAUGAAGAAGAGGGGCAUUGAGGAUAUGGACCUUGUGAUGGUAGAUCCUUGGUGUGCUGGAUAUCAUAGUGAUGCUGAUGCUCCUAGCCGUAGACUCGCCAAACCACUUGUCUUCUGUAGAACUGAGAGUGACUGCCCUAUGGAAAAUGGCUAUGCCCGCCCUGUUGAAGGAAUCCAUGUACUUGUUGAUAUGCAAAACAUGGUGGUCAUUGAAUUUGAAGACCGCAAACUUGUGCCUCUGCCACCUGCUGAUCCAUUAAGAAACUACACUCCAGGGGAAAGUCGAGGCGGCGCUGAUAGAAGUGAUGUGAAGCCUUUACAGAUUGUUCAGCCUGAAGGUCCUAGUUUUCGAGUAAAUAGGCACUUUGUUGCUUGGCAAAAGUGGAAUUUUCGUAUUGGUUUUACUCCUAGAGAGGGUUUGGUUAUCCACUCUGUUGCAUAUAUUGAUGGCAGUAGAGGCCGAAGACCUGUGGCUCACAGAUUAAGCUUUGUGGAAAUGGUGGUCCCUUAUGGAGAUCCAAAUGAUCCACAUUACAGAAAAAAUGCUUUCGAUGCAGGAGAAGAUGGGUUGGGUAAAAAUUCACAUUCUCUUAAGAAGGGUUGUGAUUGCUUAGGAUAUAUAAAGUACUUCGAUGCACACUUUACAAACUUCAGUGGUGGUGUUGAAACAAUUGAGAAUUGUGUUUGCCUUCAUGAAGAGGAUCAUGGAAUCUUAUGGAAACAUCAGGAUUGGAGAACAGGUCUGGCUGAAGUGAGAAGGUCUAGACGGCUAAGUGUCUCAUUUGUUUGCACUGUGGCCAACUAUGAAUAUGGAUUUUUCUGGCAUUUCUAUCAGGAUGGGAAAAUUGAAGCUGAGGUUAAACUCACAGGGGUUCUAAGUUUAGGAGCAUUACAACCAGGAGAAACACGCAAAUAUGGUACAACUAUUGCUCCUGGACUUUAUGCACCAGUUCAUCAGCACUUCUUUGUGGCUCGGAUGGACAUGGCAGUUGAUUGCAAACCCGGUGAAACAUUCAAUCAAGUGGUCGAGGUAGAUGUUAAAGUUGAAGAACCAGGUAACAAGAACGUUCACAACAAUGCAUUUUAUGCUGAAGAGACAUUGCUGAAAUCUGAGCUGCAAGCUAUGCGAGAUUGUAAUCCUUCAUCUGCUCGCCAUUGGAUUGUGAGAAACACAAGAAAUGUGAACAGAACUGGGCAUCUAACAGGGUACAAGCUAGUACCCGGUUCAAAUUGCUUGCCAUUAGCUGGUUCUGAAGCAAAGUUUUUGAGAAGAGCUGCCUUCUUGAAGCAUAAUCUUUGGGUUACACCAUAUGCAAGAGAUGAAAUGUAUCCAGGAGGAGAGUUCCCUAAUCAGAAUCCACGUGUUGGUGAGGGAUUGGCUACUUGGGUCAAUCAAAACCGAUCAUUGGAAGAAGCUAAUGUUGUUCUUUGGUAUGUAUUUGGAGUGACACACAUCCCACGCUUGGAAGAUUGGCCUGUCAUGCCUGUGGAGCACAUUGGUUUCAUGCUCAUGCCACAUGGGUUCUUUAAUUGCUCGCCGGCGGUGGAUGUGCCUCCCAGUACAACCGAUUUGGAUUUAAAAGACAAUGCGGUGGCCCCAAAGCCCAUUCAAAAUGGGCUUCUUUCUAAGCUGUAAACGGGCUGAUCUGUACAAAUGUUGGCCCACAUUUAUGUCAUUUUCAUCUUCAAUUUCUUAAAAUGGAAAAGAAAAAUAAAUUAUGUCUAGUAAAACAAUAAAUAAAUACACAUUACAUAAUUUAAUAUUAUUAAUUACUAAA